This is a messenger RNA of Aegilops tauschii subsp. strangulata, 878 nucleotides long. RefSeq lists its product as uncharacterized. NCBI's taxonomy places the organism in Eukaryota, Viridiplantae, Streptophyta, Magnoliopsida, Poales, Poaceae. The record is from RefSeq and is a predicted model, not a curated record.
GAACGCUCACUCAUUCGUUCCGCGGCCGCUUCUUCAGCACAGGCACGGCGAUCUGUCCCACGGCGGCGAUGGCGCUCUCCUCCUCCAGGCCACACCACCUCCUCCGCCGCUUCCACGCUUCCGCGCGGGCUCUGUCGCGGGUGGAACCGCACGAGUUCUCGCAGCCCAGCGACUACCUCGGGAGCUGGGCGGAGCGCGCCCCCGCCACGGUCGCCGCGGGCGGCGGCGACACACGGGAGGCUUGGGCACGGCUGGAGCGCCUGCGCAAGGGGUACGCGCGCGAGGUUGGGGAGCUACGGCGUCAGUACGCCUACGAGGCGCAACUGCUGGAGGCCGAGCGGCAGCGCAAGGCGGAGGCACGUGCCGAGGCCGCCCGCCUCGCCAACGAGGAGCGCAAAGCCGCCAAGGCUGCCGCCGCGCAGACCAGGGCGGCCGAGCGCCGCGCCUUCGAGCUCGAUUUCCGCCAGGCCCUCAUGAAAGAAAGAGCUCAGAAGCUGGAGAGCUGGAGGAACAAGGAGAAGCUGAAAGCACAGAAGAAGGCGGAGCACAGGGAGCUCUUGCGCAGGCAGAGUUCUGUCUGGGUUGCUGAGGAUAAAAUGGAAAAGAAAAUUCUUGAGGCUAUCAUGCAUACCACCCCUCUCUGAGGUUCAUGCUGUGAGGUCUGCAGGAAACUAGAUGAUGUAUCCUGGACAGUACAAAUGAAGCUUGUUUGCUAUUCCCUCUUAAGAACUACUAUUUCGCAGUUGUCUAAGGAAUAACGACAUUUCUUCUAGCCUUAAGUUUUUUUGUUUCUGAAGCUGUGUUGUAAUGUUCAGUUGUUAGACUGGACGAACAUCGAGCUGGCGUUGUGUUUCGGAAUUUAAUUUUCUUCAUAGAAA